GAUGUUCCCUGGAUAAAUGGUUCAUUCUGUAUUCUGGGUUCUCUCAUCUGAAUAAUAGACCAGCUGCAGCCUAAUUCGCUGCUCUCGAUAAGUCUGUCCUCUCUGCGCUGUAGAUAUUCUUGAUCGACAGACAUUGUAAAACAAAUUGUGUGUAUAGAGGCAAUUGUGAUCAUGGGAGGCACAACGUGUGCAACACAAGUGGCCCCGGCGUCUGGCGCGUGUGUGUCGACCAGCCCGGGGUUCGAAGGGUUCGAGAAGCGCCUGGAGGUCGAGUUCCACGCCGCGCCGGUGUUCAAGGAUCCCAACGGACGCGGGCUGCGGGACCUGACGAGGGCGGAGUUGGACACGAUGCUGCGCGUGGCGGAGUGCACGAUCGUGGCGCAGAUGAGCAAUGCGGAGCUGGACUCGUACGUGCUGUCGGAGUCGAGCCUGUUCGUGUAUCCGCAGUGCAUUAUCAUCAAGACGUGCGGCACCACGAAGCUGCUGUGCGUGGUGCCGGUGCUGCUGGAGGCGGUGGCGCGGCUGGCGAUGAGGGUGAGGCGCGUGAAGUACACGCGCGGGACGUUCACGUUUCCGGCGGCGCAGCCGUAUCCGCACGGGAGCUUUUCGGAGGAGGUGGGGUAUCUGGAGAAGUACUUCGGGGGCGUCGGGGACGGCGGGCGGGCGUACGUGAUGGGGAGCCGGGGCAAGUUCCCGCAUUGGCACAUCUACACGGCGUGCGACGCGAAUGCGGAGGAUGCGAAGGCGGAGGAGGGAGUGUACACGCUGGAGAUGUGCAUGACGAAGCUGGACAAGUACGCGGCGGGGCAGUUCUUCAAGGGGAGCGGGAGGGAGAGCGGGUCGGAGAUGACGCAGGCGGCGCGCAUCCAGAGCUUGCUGCCGGGGUCGCGGAUCUGCGACUUCGCGUUCGACCCGUGCGGGUACUCGAUGAAUGGGAUCGAGGGAGCGGCGCACUCGACGAUCCACGUGACGCCGGAGGAGGGGUUUAGCUACGCGAGCUUCGAGGCGAUGGGGUACAGGGGCGGGGACGUGGACCUGGGGGCGCUGGUGGAGCGGGUGGUGGCGGUGUUCAAGCCCGCGGUGCUGGCGAUGAGCGUGCACGUGAGCGGGUGGGCGCGCGGGCGGGCAGGAUCGGGGUCGGGGUCGUGGGGGGCGUCGGUAUGUCCGCGCGGGUACGUGUGCAACGGGAGCAGCCGGCAGGAGCUGGCGUGCGGGGGCGCGGUGGUGUUCCACACGUUCCAGGACGCGACGAAGCUGGGGCGGGCGACGGCGGUGACGCCGCUGGCUUUGGCGCGCGGGGCGUACAUCAGGAAGCGGGGCUUGAAGAAGAUGUCGAUCAAGGGGAUCAAGUUGAAGAAAGAGACGGGGGCGAGCGCGGUGGCGGUAGGCAUGUAACUGUUCAAAAGUAUCAGACAUUUGAGAAGAAUUAAACUGUCGAAGAGCACGUCUUGGUUGCUGUGGAUGUGCAUCUCCCUAGAAGCACGAGGUGGAUGGAUGUCAGGGUGGUGUAUGUGGGAUUUAUGAGAUCUAUUAGGUGUUCAUAGAUUUGCAGAAAGUGUGGACAGCUGUCUGCUUUUAUCGACUACAUAAACUGCUGCAGCAUGAAAAUUCGACAGUUGGCUCGAAUUUGCGUGUGUGGCAGAUAUAAUAUAAUUUUCGCCAAGGCCCACUCGACCGGGAAUUUAAUAGGUUGUCCUUACGGCCGAGUGGAGUGUGCAGAAUUGUUAAAGUUAGAGGAAAAUAUGUGUAGUUGUAUUGAUGCGUAACAACAGAUGAACAAACUCGAAGAUAGGAAGUAGUACUUCUUGAUUAGGCAUCUUAGUCAAGAAUAUUGUACAACAUUAUGUUAUAAACAAUGACACAUUUGAUCAAAGCCUGUCCCAGGCCACUUGCAUAAUUA
Molecule: messenger RNA, 1900 nt
Organism: Physcomitrium patens
Lineage: Eukaryota; Viridiplantae; Streptophyta; Bryopsida; Funariales; Funariaceae
Product: S-adenosylmethionine decarboxylase proenzyme
Biological process (GO): spermine biosynthetic process; spermidine biosynthetic process
Cellular component (GO): cytosol
Molecular function (GO): adenosylmethionine decarboxylase activity
Source: RefSeq, a predicted model, not a curated record